AUGGCGCGCCGAAGUCACCACUACAAUGUCCUUCAGACGGAAACCUAUGUCGUAUCUCGACGUCGCACGUUGCCUCUCCGAUCUUUGACCGGGCCUCGGAACGGCUGCCAAAACUUUGGCCACUCUCCCGUGCAAUUGCUCCAGAGCUUCGAUGCUAUUUCAACACAACUUCAUAGCGUCGACUUACAAGGCGCCACUGCCACCUAUAAAACCAUCGUGAGUGCCACAGUCGGUUUGCGGGUGGGAAAGUCAAGUGGGUCGAUGGAAACCCAUGCACAGGGUCACAUAUGUCGGUUUGCCACCUUGUGCGACUCUCAUCUGCAGAUGAGUAGGCAUAUCUUGAACCUUUGUUACAUUCCCGAACCUGCAUUGCAAGUUUGUCGGCUCGAACCACCUUUCUUCUGCGUGGCCAUACUGUCUCUCUCUGAUGCAAGGUCGUCAAAGUCUUAUCAGGAGCUCAGAUCCCAUAUUGCCAUUUCCGGGGAGCAAGCCACGGUUACCUUCAACUUGGUCGAAAAGCCAUUCCAUUUUAACGCGGUCCUGAAUAACUUCCAUGCGGAGCUCGCGAGGGUAACCAGUCAACGAACUCCAUCCAGCCCUCCGGAAUCACGGGAGGUUUGCAACUAG
Messenger RNA from Mycena indigotica, 627 nucleotides. Its product is annotated as Tryptophan synthase beta subunit-like PLP-dependent enzyme. Bases 1 to 627 code for a protein of 208 amino acids. The record is from RefSeq and is a predicted model, not a curated record. Lineage: Eukaryota; Fungi; Basidiomycota; Agaricomycetes; Agaricales; Mycenaceae. The transcript is spliced from 3 exons.